AUGAUGAAUAUGACUGAUCAAUCAGUUCGCAAAUUAACUCAUCGUUUACCAACAACUGUCAUUCCAUCACACUAUCAAUUGUAUAUUGAUGCUAGUCAACUUGAACAGUAUCUUUUUCAAGGCAAGGUCGAUAUCGAUAUUCAAACAACCGAAAUUUCAUAUGAAAUUAGACUAAAUAGUUUCGAUUUAAACCUAACAAAAGUUGAAUAUCAACAGAAAACUCCAAUCUCUCAGCUUUUCAAUGGUUCCGUUGAAUUCAAUAAAGAAUAUGAACAAGUAUCAAUUAGAUUUGCUGAACAAAUCAAACCAGGAACUGGUUGCUUACAUAUUGAAUUUAAUGGCACCAUCAAUGGUCAAUUGAAUGGAUUCUAUCGAACAAAAGAUAAUAAUCAAAUAGGUGCAUGUACACAAUUUGAACCUGCCUACGCACGCCAAGCUUUUCCUUGUUUUGAUGAACCGGCAUUGAAAGCAAAAUUUACUAUUAGUAUUCGAGCGUCAAAACAUUUAACAACACUAAGCAAUAUGCCGAUUAAAUCUCAUCGAAACGAUGGAGCUCACACAUGUAUUUAUGAUUUCGAUACAACACCGAUAAUGUCAACCUAUUUAGUUGCUUACGUUAUUGGAGCGUACGAUUAUAUUGAAGCGCACGAUUCAAAUAAUGUACAAAUUCGUGUCUAUACACCAGUUGGCAAAAAAGAAAGAGGGCUAUUUGCUUUACAUACAACUGCAAAAGUUCUUCCAUUUUUUGCGGAAUAUUUCGGUGUUAAAUAUCCAUUGAGUAAACUUGACAUGAUUGCAGUAGCUGACUUCGGCUAUGGUGCUAUGGAAAAUUGGGGUCUAAUUACAUAUCAUGAAACAUAUUUACUUGUUGAUCCUCAUACUACAACACAGGAAACGAAACAAGAACUUGCAUUGACUGUUGCUCAUGAAUUGGCACAUCAGUGGUUUGGAAAUUUAGUAACUAUGGAAUGGUGGAAUGACUUAUGGCUUAAUGAAGAUAAGUUCGCUAGUUGGAUUCAAUUUCUUGCUGUUGAUCAUGUUUAUCCUGAAUAUGACAUUUGGACACAAUUUGUUUCGGAUACACUAGAAACAUGCAUGAUUCCCGAUGCACUUCAUAAUAGUCAUCCAAUUGAAAUGCCUAUUGAAAAGCCGACUGAUAUCGAUGAAAUAUUUGAUAGUAUUACUUAUGAAAAAGGUUCGAGUGUUAUUCGUUUUCUUCAUGCUUAUAUUGGUGAUGAAGCAUUUCGUACUGGUUUAGCAAAUUAUCUUGCUGAAUAUGCAUAUAAAAAUGCCAUAACAGAAAAUCUUUGGUCACAUUUAUCUCGAACAUCGAAAAGACCGGAAUUGUCUGAAAUACUUUCGACAUGGACAAAACAAAUAGGCUAUCCUGUUCUUACUGUAACACAAGAACAAAAAGGAAAUCAUCGACUAAUAACAAUUGAGCAAACACGUUUUCUAGCUGAUGGAACAACAGAUGACAAUUUAAAAUGGAAAAUUCCAAUAAAUAUUUGUACAAAAUCAAAUCCAACUGAGCACGUGCAUCAGUUAUAUAUGAAUGGAGAAAAAAAGCAAGAAUUUCUUCUUGAAAAGCUAUCAGAAAGCGAUUGGAUUAAAUUGAAUUUAUUCAGUGUUGGUAUUUAUCGUGUGAAUUAUUCUCAAUGCAUGCUUGACGCUUUAGUACCCUGCAUACAAGAUCAUACAUUUUCGCCUCAAGAUCGCUUUGGCAUUCAAGCUGAUGUCUAUGAAUUAGCACGUUCGGGUCAUGUUGGUUAUGUUGAUUAUUUAAAAUUACUUCGGCAUGCAUAUAAACAUGAAGAUAAUUUAACUGUUUGGAAAUCAAUACUACAAAAAUUAGAUGAUCUUAAUUCAAUUCUUGCUUAUGCUCAUCUUGAUAAUAUUAAAAAGCUUUUUCGAACAUUCAUAUGUGAGAUUCUAUCGAAUAUCUAUGGCAAAUUAGAAUGGGAUCCAUUUCCAAAUGAAGGUUCACAAGCUGCUAUGCUCCGUGAACUCGUAUUAGUUCAAAUGGGUCUUAAUGGACACAGCAAAACACGUGAAGAAGCACAUAAACGUUUUCAAACAUUAUUGAGCAGUAAUGAUCAAGAUCAUCAAUCGAUUAAUCCAAAUAUUCGAACUGCUAUUUAUUUAACUGUUGCUCAAACAGGAAAUCAAGAAACAUUUGAACAAUUUAAAGCGCUUUAUCGUAAAUCUGAUGCACAGGAAGAAAAGAUUCGUUUAUUAAUGGCACUUUGUAGUUUCGAUGAUGAAACUAUUCAAUAUCAAGCACUUGAAUAUAUUUGGAAUGAGAAUGAAGUUCGAAAACAAGAUCAUAAAACAGCUUUUGUUGCAUUAGCGACGCAUAAUUGUAAAGGUUGCGAAAUAGCAUGGAAAUAUUUGCAAGAUAAUUGGAAUAAAAUUGAAGAAACUUAUGGUGAACAUGAUGCACAUUUAAUUAAGUUUAUUGAAGAUGUACCAAAUCAUUUUGUUACUAAAGAUCGUGAAGAAGAAGUUCAAAAAUUUUAUGUCGAUCAUCCUAAUCCAUUAUUAGAUAGGUCAAUUAAAAAGGUGCUUGAAUUAAUCAAUAUUCGACGAACUAUUCUUGAACGUGAUGAACAUAAUAUUCAUCAAUUUCUUAGUACUUAA
Rotaria socialis is the source of this 2640-nucleotide messenger RNA. Lineage: Eukaryota; Metazoa; Rotifera; Eurotatoria; Philodinida; Philodinidae. The record is from the annotation of a GenBank genome assembly.